UCCCCGUGCCAUGUGACCGGGGACGGGUGCAAAGCACACCCACCGGGGGCCAGGGCUCUCGCUGAGUCAGCGGGCGCUGCCCGGUGCCGCAGGGAGCCCGGCGGCCAGGGCCGCAGCGGUGUCAGGCUUCUCCAUGGGGACGGACGGCGCCCGCGCCCUGCUGCAGCAGGCGGCCGCCCUCACCCUGCAAACCGGCAACCUCCUCAACUGGGGCUGCCUGCGCAAGAAGUGCCCGGCCACCCCCGGCGAAGAGGUGCGAGACUGCGUUCAGAAAACACUGACUGAGUGGAGCUCCAAGAUUGGACAAGACCUACAUCGGGAAACACCAGAAGUUCUGGAAUGCACUGUAGCUGAAGCUAUAGAAAAAAUAAAUCCCGAAGAAAGAGAAGAGUUAAAAGUAUCAGCAAAACUUUUCAUUGUUGGAUCAAACUCUUCAUCGAUCAGGGAUGCAGUUGACCUGGCAUGUUCUGCCCUCGGAGUUGCUCAGUUAGACUCGGUCAUUAUUGCCCCACCUCCUGCUGAAGAUGGGACUAACCUCUCCUUGGAAUAUUUGCAACCUUAUUGGCAAGAACUUGAAAAUCUAGUUCAAAACAAAAAAAUUGUUGCCAUAGGUACCUCUGACCUAGAUAAAACACUGUUAGAGCAGCUGUAUCUGUGGGCACAGGUGAAACCAAGUAGUAAUCAGGUGAACCUGGCUUCCUGUUGUGUGAUGCCACCUGAUCUCACAGCAUUUGCAAAACAGUUUGACAUACAGCUGUUAACUCACAAUGACCCAAAAGAAUUACUUUGUGAAGCAAGUUUCCAAGAAGUUCUUCAGGAAAGCAUCCCGAACGCCAAAGCAGAGGAGUGGAUUCCUUUAUGGCUUCUCCGGUAUUCAGUCAUUGUUAAAAGCAGAGGAAUUAUCAAGUCCAAAGGCUAUAUCAUGCAAGCUAAAAGAAAUGCCUCUUAAAACACCUUUUUGUUUUAGUUUAAAUGGCUUACUGUUUAAUUUCUUGGGGAUGGGGGGAGCGCUACUUUUUUCAUAGAAACUCUUUUACAGCAUUUGUAAGAAAGACCAAAAGUUGUAAUUAUUCAGUGUGAUGUCAGCAGGAGUGUCUGCAGUGGUCUAAUACACUUUUUCUUUCUUAAACUAUUGACCAGUUCAUAUAAAAUAUGAAAUAUUUUGGAUUUGUUGUUGUUAAUUGAAAUUAUCUGUAGAGAAACAACUUAAAAUAUUUUUCUUUGUAUGACCAGUUCACUGUAAAAUUAUCAUUGUGUUUUAUCUGCCAUUAGGUAAAAUAGAGAAAGAUAUUUUUAUUUUUUGAAAGAAUGAAUUGCUUGUAAAUAGUAGUUACUUAUCUGGUAGGUACAUAGAUUUAAAGCAUUCAAGGACUAGUUUUUAUAGAAAAUGGUCAUCUUCUGUGGAAAAUUACCCCAAAAAUAUUAAUCUGGUACUCAGUCUGUAUAUAGGCGAAUCAGCUGUUUCAUUUGCGUGGAUGGGAAAACUGGUUUAUUUUUAGUACCGUGUAGAAGACUUCUAUGACUCAGAAAAAACACAUCUUCCAGAGUACUUUCUGACAGCUAUUUGAAUUCUUUCUGUCUUCGUUGUGCCUCAGUGUGCAAUGUUUAGUGUUUGCACAAGUGGGAUGGCAUCUUUACCGUUUGAAAUAGAAAAUGUAUUAUCGUGUCUUAUCGUAUUCUUAUCUUUAAAAUAAGAAUUGAAAACAGUUGAUGAAAAAAUCUGUUAAAAACUGAAUUGUGCCUGUCAUCUUCUCAAUUGUGGCUUUUUUUUUUCUUUGAUAUGGUGAGCUACAGAAUCAGACAAGUAAGAACAGAUAGUGAAUGUUGAACCUGUUCACUUAAAGCAUUUUGUAAAAUGGGCAAUUUCUUCUGGAGUUGCCUAGGAAACUUUGCUGCUUGAGUGCCAUUCAGAAAUGGUGCAAGGGUUAGCUUGAGCUUAGGUAUCCUUCUGUUUGGCAGCAGGUUAGUACACUGGCUUUUUAAUCCCAGAGACAUUGCUGUAGCUAAGGCAAGGCUUCCAGUUUAAUGUAGGCUUUCUUUCAAAAAUGCAUUUUAAUUUCCUUGGCCUUUUAAAUCAGAAUAGAUGGCAAAAGCUCAAGUUGUGGUUCAGCAUGAGCUUGAUACUGAGCGUCUACUCAUUUUUGCUUUUUGUUUCAGUCAGGAGCAGGUUUUCAUGCUGGUAGUACUCAUCAGGUAGUUGUACGUAUUUUGAGAUUUGGGCUGUAAGCGAAUGAAUUUUCAUCCGUACCUUUCCAAAUCUGUCGCUUAGGCAGCUAGUGGAAUUUCAGUUGCCUGUAGUUAGUGUCUAGUGUCAGUUUUCUACAAUCCAUUCCACUAAGUGAAAAGAUUAAUAUUUCUCAAGAUACCUUUUGAGCCCUCAAAUAUCACACGUAGGUGGCAAAUACUGGGAAAUUCUCCUGAACUACUUGUUUUCUUUUGAUAAAGGAGAUGAGGAACUGGAACUAAUACAUCAAUAAAAGUUGGAAUUUUUUGUCUCCUAAUUAAAAUGUAGUAAUUUUAAAAAAUCUUGGGUCGGUGUUUAGCAAGGUUUCAAAAUUACAUGAGUUUGACUUUAACUUCCCUAACAGCUUCGACUUUUGUGCUGCUGCUGAUUAACCACAAUUUGUAAGUUGCUCUCUGGCUGUUGACAAUUCUGUAUUGUUUCAGACUCCCAUCUGUGCUCAGUUUUAUAAAUCAAAAUGCUACAAAACAUGAAUUGUGCAAAAACAAUGUAUAGGCUUCUCUAAUGGGCUGGUUAAAGUUUGCUUGCUGGAGAAAAAUACUCUUUAAGACACUAGAAUAAUAUUUUUCUAGAAUCACGGAUAAUGUAACGUUAUCAGGUUCUCUCAUUGAUUAGUUUUGCCUCAGCGUGGGAGAGGUGCGGUGUCUUGCAACUUUGAAUAAAAACGUUAAUUUCUUUGUAGGCUUUUUAA
Messenger RNA from Colius striatus (speckled mousebird), 2933 nucleotides. It is a transcript of the gene GCLM, whose product is annotated as glutamate-cysteine ligase modifier subunit. The transcript is spliced from 7 exons. The record is from RefSeq and is a predicted model, not a curated record. Gene Ontology annotation, biological process: glutathione biosynthetic process. The coding region runs from base 134 to 949 and encodes 271 amino acids. Gene Ontology annotation, molecular function: enzyme regulator activity; glutamate-cysteine ligase catalytic subunit binding. Gene Ontology annotation, cellular component: glutamate-cysteine ligase complex. NCBI's taxonomy places the organism in Eukaryota, Metazoa, Chordata, Aves, Coliiformes, Coliidae.